AUGGUUUCAAGCAGUCUUCUUCAGGCGGUGCUGCUCAUGGCAGGCUGUGCUACUACCUUAGCGACACCUUUCGUUCCUCGAUAUGCCCUGACUCAGGAGCACCUCGAGGUUCUGGCCAUGCGUGCCUCGACAAGCGUGGACCCCAAUGCGGUUUCUAACACGCAAUGCAUUGACCCAAAUGUCAACAUCGAUUUCCACGACCAAAACGUAGCGGAGCUUGGAAUCUGUGGAGGAAUUGCAGGCUCAAUCACUAAGUGCGGCGGCGCACCACAGAGCACGACGGGCAAGUCGGGAACGGCACUCUUCACGCUCAAUGCCGCCACCAGCGGUGCCACUAUCAACAUCUCGAAGGGUCGCUGGGAGGGCUGCAUUCGAGCGGCCAGGGCUGUUUGCCCUACUGGAAGUGUAAGUGGCACAUGCACGGGAGGCGCCAGUACGGGCAACGUGGACUUCACUCUGGACAACCCUUGA
Messenger RNA from Neoarthrinium moseri, 471 nucleotides. RefSeq lists its product as uncharacterized. The record is from RefSeq and is a predicted model, not a curated record. Lineage: Eukaryota; Fungi; Ascomycota; Sordariomycetes; Amphisphaeriales; Apiosporaceae. The transcript is spliced from 2 exons. The coding region runs from base 1 to 471 and encodes 156 amino acids.